Messenger RNA from Trichomonas vaginalis G3, 2676 nucleotides. RefSeq names its product spectrin binding. The transcript has a single exon. The coding region runs from base 1 to 2676 and encodes 891 amino acids. Lineage: Eukaryota; Parabasalia; Trichomonadida; Trichomonadidae. The record is from RefSeq and is a predicted model, not a curated record. Gene Ontology annotation, molecular function: protein binding.
AUGUUUACAAGUGUGAAUAAUGGUUAUGACACCAUUUUGAAGUACAAAAAUUAUACUGCAAAAUGUAGCCGCGUGACAUUAUUACUUAUUUCUGAUGUCAUUUUUGAAAAUAUAAAAGAGAAUGCAGGAAGAGCAAGUGGUAACACUAUCGAUAUUGAGAGUUUAAUAGGACCAUUUAAAGAAAAUAAUGAUGAAAUAUGGGAAAUUUUCAUGAAAUUUCUUGAAGGAGAGAUCAUUACCGUUCACAAUGAUGAAAUUAAUCAAAUUAUAGAUAUUUGCAAGCUGUUGAAAGCAAACAAAUUAAUCCAUAUCAUUCAAGAGCAAAUACAUGAAAACGAAAAUGUUUCGCCACUUCAAAUCUCCAGAAAUAAUUUGCUACUUCAAGGGCUCAGAGAUAAAUCAAAAACAUUAUUAGAUGACAGAAACAGAAACAUCAUAGAAAGCCUUGGGCUUAAGUUGUUUCAUUUUGAAGAUCAAUCAUUUCCUUGGGAGAAACUAUAUCAUAUCAUUGACUUAAAUGAUGAUCAAGUAGAUAGUCUUAAUCUUCAAGAUAUUGAUUUUAAAAUAUGUGGUUUAUCAACUUUGGCCGUUGCUGCUUGUUUAAAAAAGGAUAAAUUAGUCAAAAAGAUUCUUGAAGAAACUAGAAGUGAUAUUAUUGAUGCGAUGCAAGUUUCAGCACUUUAUGGGAAUGUACAAUCUUUUAAAACUCUUUUUCAAUAUGCAGAAGAAAACGAAGAUGAUAUUAUUUAUGAAAAAAUUAUCAAAAGUAACAUAUUUGUUUCAGCAGUUAUUGGGGCAUCCAAAGAAAUUGUUAAAAUUCUUGUUGAUAAAUUUAAUGACACAGAAUAUGAUUUAUUUAGGAGUUAUGAUAAUGAUAGAUAUGUAACACAUUAUUGUUCAAUGCUUGUGUUUCCAAAUUGUUUUAAUGAUUACAUAAAGAUAUUAUCAAUGAUAAUGAAAUCAAAAAGUGAAUUAAUGAUUUAUGAUAAAAUUGAUAAUAGAGGUUUCAAUAAGUGUUGUAUUGAUUAUAUGGUAGAGAAUCUAAAUGAUGAAAUUAAUAAGGAUGAUAUUAUUAAACUGUUUGAGAAUUUUGUAGAUCAUACAAAUAAAAAACAAGAAAUACGUGUAAAUUAUAAAUUUGCAAACGGUAAUUUGAAAGAUGUUCUUGUCAAAUAUAUGAAAAAUGAUGAUAUUGUUAAAUUCCACAACUGUUUGACAUUAUGUUCUUUUGCUGAAAUAGAACUUGAUAUUCAAAAUUUGCUUAUUGAUACAGUUUGUAAUCAGAACAGAGCAAGAUUUAUUAAAUUUAUUAUCAAAUAUGAUAAGAAAUCAAUUGAAACUAAUGAUAAAUUUGAUUAUAAAGCGUUGUUCAAAGCAUGUGAAAUUAGAAAUGAUAAAAAUAUUAUGGCUAUUCUUGAUUCAGGUUGUGAUAUUAACUCCAUUACGAAAAUUAAUGGGAUUGAAUACUCUAUUUUUUCUUAUUUAGCAUCCGAAAGGAAAUAUAAUGAACUAGAAUUGAUUCUACAAUAUGUGAAGGAUAAUGGAAUACAAAUUGACGAUGCAACUAAGCUGCCAAUAGUAUUGGACAAUGAUAAACUGAUAGAAAUAUUCGAUAAAAAGUUUAAACAACUUAAAUUUAAAACAAUAAAAUCUCAGUCAACAAUGGCAGUUAGAUCUAAAGAACCAGAGAAUAACGUCAAUGAAGAGAUUGAUGAUGAAAAGAAGAAAGAAAAACAAAUGCAGGAAUUGGCUUUUCCAUAUCCAUUGAAAAUUUUUUUUCAAAAAAGAAUGAAAGAUGCAGAAAAUGAUGUUUUGAAAGAAAAUUAUCCUAUUAAUUACAUAAAUGAGAAAGGAGAUACUCCUGCUUUAAUGGCAGCAAAAAAUGGUCUAAAUUCAGUUUUGAAAAUUCUUAUUGAAAAAGGUUCCGAUUUAGAUGUCAAAAAUAAAUCAGGUUUAAACGCUGCAAUGAUUUCAAUUCGUACCAAUCAAAGAGAAUCUCUGAAAACUAUUUUAGAUCUACAUUGGGAACCAAAAAAUGAAGAUGAUAUUCAUUCACUUGUUUUAGAAUGUGUCAUAAAUCCAAAUGUUGAGUUUAUUAAAAUGAUUGAUCAAGCAUUUCAUCCUAAAAUUAAAUACAAUGCUCUACUUGAAGAGAAUUCAACAAGUUAUUUGCAUAUGGCAGCUCAAAAAGGAAACAAUGAAAUUAUUCAUUUUCUUGUAAAAGAAAUAUGUGUUUCCGUUGAUAUUGAAAAUAGUAGGAAAGAAACACCACUUUAUCAUGCGAUUGCAUCGAACAAAAAAGAUACUGUUUCUAUGUUGACGGAAUUAUCUGCUUCAGUUAAUCAUAUUGCAACAGAUGGAGAAACUCCUCUUAUUAAAGCAGUUAGAGUGAAAAGUCUAGAAAUAUGUAAAAAAUUGAUUGAAAAGGGCGCAGAUCCUAACAUUGGUAAACAAUCAGCGUUGUAUUUUGCCAUUACAAAACUAGAAAUUGAUAUUGUUAAGUUAUUCUUAGGAACAAUGAAAAUAAAUUUUGAUUAUAAAUAUGAGGGACGAGGAUAUGUAGACUACUGUAGACUUCGAAUUAAUCAGCAAUUAACUAAUGAGAAAAAGAUGAAAAUGGAGGAGAUUUUCAGGCUUGUUCAAGACCGGGAGAAAAAACAAACAACAAAUAAAUAA